Molecule: messenger RNA, 339 nt
Organism: Cordyceps fumosorosea ARSEF 2679
Lineage: Eukaryota; Fungi; Ascomycota; Sordariomycetes; Hypocreales; Cordycipitaceae
Exons: 1
Coding region: 1-339 (112 amino acids)
Source: RefSeq, a predicted model, not a curated record
AUGAAAAGUCAAACCUCAAUUUUCGGAAUUCGCGAAGUGCCCCGCAGCAAGGGAAACAUGAGUAUACCCAGUGAGGCGACGUCGGCAGGGGAUCCGACGGACAGAUACAGCGUCGUCGACUGGGGCACCGCCUGGAGCGCCGGCUUUGACUUGAACGCGCUGGAGGACAGCGAAUGGCUAUACGCGGCCAUGAAGCGCGAGGAGCGCCUGCUGCGGCGCCGGCGCGACCCGGUCGCGCUCGACCUGGGAGGCGGCUGGCAAUACGGGCGACGAGAGGCCAGGCGCGACAACGUGGUAUACGGCUUCGUGUACGAGAUGUACGGAGCAAACGGAGAGUGA